Molecule: messenger RNA, 1571 nt
Organism: Sander lucioperca (pikeperch)
Lineage: Eukaryota; Metazoa; Chordata; Actinopteri; Perciformes; Percidae
Product: interferon-inducible GTPase 5-like
Exons: 3
Coding region: 9-1232 (407 amino acids)
Cellular component (GO): membrane
Molecular function (GO): GTP binding
Source: RefSeq, a predicted model, not a curated record
GAAGUGCUAUGGAUAAUCCACAGAAAGAUGAACAAAUGGAUAAUCCACAUGAUGAUGAAGCAAUAGCAGGAAUUAAAAAGGAACUGCAAACCAAUGGAUGCGCUGCAGCCGCUGCAAUGAUCCAGACUUAUUUUGACGAACAGGAUAAUGUUCAGCUAAAUAUUGGGAUCACAGGAGAGUCUGGUUCUGGUAAAUCCUCCUUUGUUAAUGCCUUUAGAGGCAUACCCAACAGUGAUAAGGAAAGAGCCGCUCCUACUGGUGUUACAGAAACCACCACAGAUCCUACACCAUACCCCCAUCCAAAUCAUCCCAAUGUUACACUUUGGGAUCUUCCUGGUAUCGGCACCACCAAGUUUCCAGCUGACGAGUACCUGAAGAAGGUUGAAUUCGAAAGGUAUGACUUCUUCAUCAUCAUCUCAGCUGAUCGCUUCAGAGAAAAUGAUGUGAAGCUCGCUCAGGAGAUUCAGAAGAUGAAGAAGAAGUUCUACUUUGUUCGCUCAAAGAUUGACCACAACAUACGUGAUGAAGAAGAAACUCAGGGGUCAGAGUUCAACGAAGAAGAGACCCUUAAAGAAAUAAGGGAGGACUGUAUUCAAGGUCUUGAAGGACGUGUUGAGUCUCCACAAGUCUUCCUGGUGUCCAGCCGUAAACUCCACCUGUAUGACUUCCCUCUGUUAGAGAAAACCUUACAGGAAGAACUUCCUGCACACAAGAGGAAUGCUCUGUUGUUGGCCUUGCCCAAUGUCAGUCUUGAAAUAAUCAUAAAGAAGAAAGAAGCUUUACAGGCAGGAAUAAAGUACCGUGCCACCAUGUCUGCACUCGGAGCAGCUGCACCAGUUCCUGGGCUCUCUUUUUCUGUUGAUAUGAUCAUGAUGGUUACUAUCAUUAGACAGUACCAAGCUACCUUUGGUCUUGAUAGCGCGUCACUGCAGCGUCUUGCUCAGACUGUAGGUCUGCCUCUGGAUGAGCUUAGAGCAGUGAUGACAUCACCACUGGCUGGAAACGAAAUAAACAAAGAUCUUAUCAUUAAGGUACUGAGCUCUUCUGUGGUUGACCUUUCAUUAACAGCAGCAGAGGAAGGGUCUAGAUUUAUUCCAUUUUUUGGAAUCCCAGCAGCAAUGGCCCUCUCUUUUGUCUCCACAUACACAACUCUCAACAUGUUCCUCAACAUGCUUGCUGACGAUGCACAGAAGGUAUUUAAAAAGGCCCUGGGUUUGGACACCACAGUGUGAUGUCAUAGAUAGAUUGAUCUUUAUUGUCAUUGUGCUCAAAGUAUAAUGACAAUAUGUUUACCAGCUCUUCAGUAGAUUUAGUAAUAGUGACAAGGUUUUUGGUGGUGAGGUAGCAGCAUAAGGGGUUGUUAGUGCAACAACAUUAGGCAAUGUUUCAGUCUUUGGCAUUAUGGGGAAGACAGUUGCAUUAUGGGAUCAUUAGGUGAUCAUUUCAAACUUAGUCUGUAAAGCUAAGCCAACACUUUGAUCAAAUGAUGAUGCUGACAGUCUAAAUACUGAAUGUUAAUCUGAAUGAAAUGAAGGCUUUUGAAAAAUCAAUUAAAAUGUUCAUUGACAUUA